Messenger RNA from Serpula lacrymans var. lacrymans S7.9, 1567 nucleotides. RefSeq lists its product as uncharacterized. Gene Ontology annotation, biological process: asparaginyl-tRNA aminoacylation. Gene Ontology annotation, molecular function: asparagine-tRNA ligase activity; nucleic acid binding; ATP binding. The transcript has 4 exons. Lineage: Eukaryota; Fungi; Basidiomycota; Agaricomycetes; Boletales; Serpulaceae. The record is from RefSeq and is a predicted model, not a curated record. Gene Ontology annotation, cellular component: mitochondrion. Bases 41 to 1453 code for a protein of 470 amino acids.
GUUUUGAAACGGUGGCUGCCGAACGGGCCCUAAGUUAGUAAUGUUGUUUCGUCGCCUUGCCUCAACGUCGUCUUUACCAUUGACUAUUCGUCAACUGCUCCUUUCUGCGAACAAGUGCGAAAAUACGUCUCCGGUUCAAGUGCAUGGUUGGAUUAAAUCCGUUCGAAGGCAGAAAAACGUGGCCUUUGCGGUGGUCAGUGAUGGGACUUUUGCACCGGGUUUACAGGCUGUCUUGAGCACAUCAAAAAUACCGAAAAACUUAACCAACGGAGCUAGCGUACGGCUGAAUGGAACACUCGUGAAAAGCCGGGGGUCUGGUCAAGAGAGAGAGCUACAAGUUGAUACAGUUGAAGUAAUCGGAGAAUGUGAUCCAGAGACCUAUCCAAUUCAAAAACAAGCCUUAUCUGUAGAGUAUUUGCGCGACAAUGUCCACCUACGUGCUCGGACAGACUCGGUUGGUUCCAUGCUGCAUCUAAGAGACUCGACCCAGCGGGUCCUUCAUCGAUUCUUUGAGCGGCAGGGCUUUUGCUAUGUUCACACCCCAAUCUUAACUUCUAACGACUGCGAAGGAGCCGGGGAAACAUUCCGUAUAUCCACCUCGAUAUCCGAAACACCUCCUGCAACAGAAGAGCCCCCAGAACAAGGAUUCUUUUCCAAACCUUCUUACCUGACCGUUUCUUCGCAGCUACAUUUGGAAGCUUUGUCAUCCGCCCUGUCACGAGUAUAUACUCUAUCGCCAUGUUUUCGAGCGGAGCGGUCGCAAACAAGUAGGCACCUUGCCGAAUUUUGGAUGCUCGAAGCCGAGUGGGCAUUUACGAGCAAAGUGGGCGAUGUUUGCCAGGUAGUCGAAAACUCCCUAAAGGAGGUGCUGCAACAGCAUAGUCCAGAAAUUUCAAUCUUGAGGGAAAGCGGAGAUGAACAAAGGUUUCGGGCUAUUGAAGAUGCUGGCCAUUCCAGCCGAUCGUGGACGAAGAUAACUUACUCGGACGCCAUUUGCGAGCUAGCGAAUCACAAUAAUUCCUUUCCGACGUUCCAGUUCCAGCCCAGAUGGGGAAAGGCUUUGCAAAGUGAACACGAACGAUGGCUUGCAGAGCACCUCAUUAAGGGUCCUGUCUUUGUGACCGACUAUCCUGAAACUCUGAAGCCAUUCUACAUGCGUUUGAACGACGACGAGAAGACUGUGGCCUGUUUUGAUUUACUCAUUCCUCAUGUCGGGGAGCUUGCGGGAGGGUCCUUGCGCGAGGAAAGGUUGGGUAUUUUAGAUCAGUCUUUGGAAAAACAUAGGUUGGAUAAAAAGGAAUAUGGAUGGUAUGCCGACUUGAGGCGGUUUGGAGGUGCGCCCCAUGGAGGCUUUGGAAUGGGGUUCGAGCGCUUGAUCAGUUGGGUCAGCGGUAUCGAGAAUGUCAGGGAGUGUAUCGCAAUGCCGCGAUGGGCGAAAAGAAUGAUACUGUGACAGAUACAAUCUCAUACGAGACCCUACAUGAAUUAUUGUAGUCUCCAAAUUUUGGGGAAGGACGUGGCACAAUUCCCUGAGAGCUUCACAAAAUGCCUAGAUCUGGCGUCUUGU